AGAAAAACAGUGCCUAUUAUGACGACUGAUCGAAGUGUUAUAGUCGACUUGUAUUCUGUUGUAUACACAUAGCUCAGACGGCAGACAGAGUGGUUGGAAAUGGACAACAAAAUACAGCUGGCCUGUCUCCUUCUUUGUAUUUCACUUUUAGGGAAACCAAGUAGUGCAGUCGAACCUGUCAAACCUGUCAAAAGGCCAUCGGGAGUAUGUCAGGAUGAGACAAUCAUAUGCACUGGAUCAUACAUGUCUGAAUUUAAAUGUCCUAAAAUAAAUCAACGAUUCUGUACUGAUUUACAUCACAUACGAAGCACUGGGGAAUGUGAUGGAGAUUUUCCCAUCAUUACACGUGAUUCCUGGGGAGCCAGAACCCCACUGAAACCCCUUGGGACCAUGGGAUCCAAUCUGUCCUACUUUAUUAUCCAUCAUUCGACGGGAGAUUCCUGUUCAAAUCGAAAAAUGUGCUUGAAAAAAAUGAAAGACACCCAGGAAUUUCACCAAAAACCGACAAAAGGUGGUGGAAAAGGUUUUGAUGACAUCGGUUACCACUAUCUGAUUGGCGGAGAUGGGACUGUGUUUGAGGGUCGGGGUGGAAGAGCCAAAGGCGCUCACUCACCAGGCUACAAUCAUAGAAGUAUCGGUGUAUGCCUUCUCGGUGAUUUCACGAAAACUUUACCAACUACUGAUGCCACUACAUCACUAAAGAGGCUCCAUGCUUGUCUUCAAAUCAAAGGAGUACUUUCUGUUAACAACAGUGUCUUCGGUCAUAGAGAUGUUCGACCAACGGAAUGCCCCGGGUCCAAGUUCUAUAGCAGCUUACAUGAAAAAUUCGGAGAUUUCUGGCACAGAAUCAGUCCGGAGAUUUGGACAAACUGUAGAGCAAACGGAGGAACAUGCUUAGACGUUACUAAAGUUGAAUGCGAGGGACGCUGGAAGACUGGCUUGUGUCCAGGACCUACGGAAAUUAAAUGUUGCAUUCCGGAGUAGAAGUUUAACACGUAUGAUUUGAAGCUGAUUUAUAAACUCCAGUAUGUGAAAUCGUCCUGUGUACAUUCUGCCGCUGGUGACAAAUAUUCUCCAGUAUGUGAAAUCGUCUUCUGUACAUUCUGCCGCUGGUGACAAAUAUUCUCCAGUAUGUGAAAUCUGCUUCUGUACAUUCUGCCGCUGGUGACAAAUAUUCUCCAGUAUGUGAAAUCGUCUUCUGUACAUUCUGCCGCUGGUGACAAAUAAUCUCCAGUAUGUGAAAUCGUCUUCUGUACAUUCUGCCGCUGGUGACAAAUAUUCUCCAGUAUGUGAAAUCGUCCUCUGUACAUUCUGCCGCUGGUGACAAAUAUUCUCCAGUAUGUGAAAUCGUACUCUGUACAUUCUGCCGCUGGUGACAAAUAAUCUCCAGUAUGUGAAAUCGUCUUCUGUGCAUUCUGCCGCUGGUGACAAAUAAUCUCCAGUAUGCGAAAUCUGCUUCUGUACAUUCUGCCGCUGGUGACAAAUAUUCUCCAGUAUGUGAAAUCGUCUUCUGUAUAUUCUGCCGCUGGUGACUAAUAAAUGUAUUAUCCAGCAUGUGAUAUCAAAUCGUAUUCUGUAUAUUGUGAUGCUGGUGACAAAUAUUCCUCUGUGUGUAAAAUCGUAUACAGUACAUUCUGACGUUUACUUUUAUGUUUCUGUUACAUGAUUUAAACUCAAUAAUUUAAAAAGUUACCAUCCGAUUCUGGAUGAUUGAUUGUUAUGACUCUUAUGUUUUUCAAAGAAUGCGAAGGAAUGUUAAUUUAAAAUAAUAACCAGUUAUCGUCUUGUUAUAUCCAUAUUUUCUUUUGUAUGUUAAAUGAUGUUACUGUACUUAACUUAAGGUAUGACUAUUAGUGUUCACUGCCUGCUCAUGAGCCAUGCAUGGACAUUAGGGUUAAACAUUUAUUAGACUAAUAAAAGCGGUACUGAAGAA
Molecule: messenger RNA, 1933 nt
Organism: Pecten maximus
Lineage: Eukaryota; Metazoa; Mollusca; Bivalvia; Pectinida; Pectinidae
Product: peptidoglycan-recognition protein SC2-like
Exons: 5
Coding region: 100-984 (294 amino acids)
Biological process (GO): peptidoglycan catabolic process
Molecular function (GO): zinc ion binding; N-acetylmuramoyl-L-alanine amidase activity
Source: RefSeq, a predicted model, not a curated record